Durusdinium trenchii is the source of this 450-nucleotide messenger RNA. The record is from the annotation of a GenBank genome assembly. NCBI's taxonomy places the organism in Eukaryota, Dinophyceae, Suessiales, Symbiodiniaceae.
AUGGGGAAAGCAAUGGAAGACAUGCGUGCGUCGGCGCCAAGCUUUUCACCAAAGGAGAAGUCUGAGGUGGACCCACUACAAGUUGGAAAAGGAGGUGGCAAGAAGUACACCAAGAAGGAGUCCACAGAACCGGAGAUCGGCAGUGGGAAUGCCAAUGCCUGGGCCAAUCUCGGACAUGCUGGUGGUGGUAGAGUGAAAGGGGUCAACUAUGACAAGAAGAGCUGCUACGAGCGAGCCCUGGAAUGUGACGACAAGUUUGCCAAAGUCUGGUACCUACUCGGAAUUGCCGGUGGCGGUAGUGUGAAAGGAGUUGCCUAUGACAAGAAGAGCUGCUACACUCGAGCCUUGGAAUGUGACAACAAGGAUGCCAAUGCUUGGGCCAAUCUCGGAAAUGCAGGUGGUGGUAGAGUGAAAGGGGCCAAUUAUGACAAGAAGGGCUGCUACACGUGA